UAAAUGACACAUUACGAUAAUGUCAUAAUAUUUUAUUUUACAUUUUAUACAGAGUGUGUGUUUUGUAUUUAGUCAAUAACUAAAUUUAAAAUGAUGUGCGAAGGGCGAAGUCUUUUAAAUACAUCAGCUGCGUCAUCAAAAAUAGGCUGUGAUGAGGAUCCCGAAGUUGUAGCGGUCAAGAAGUACGUUAAAGAUUUAUUAAAAUCUCGUAUUUUCCUUGGUCGUUACUUAGAAAGGAGAUUAAACAAUCAACUUAGCUGCUACCGCGAUAUUGUACUGUUGAGUCCUGCCGAAACCGAAUUGAAACGAGAUUUAUUAGAAGCGGAAGCCAAAUUGAGAAGCAUAUUUUCCAAUGGACUUUGGAUUGGAGUUACAUUUGCAGAAAAAAUUGGAAUCUCCAGUGGCGUUUGUAUUUGGACGGAGAUUGAUGAUCAACCUCUGGGGGCUUUUUGGUUUCAAAUUAAAAGUGUCAGGUUUAGAGAAAACGAAGUUAUUCUGACAUUAAAAUGCAUAAGGCAUAUUUCUGAUGCUUAUCUGGAGAUGGAACCGAUUCUCACGGGAUCGGUAAAGAAAAAUGUUGAAAGCUCAGAGAACAUUCUAGAUAACAGUGUAGUAUCAUUAAAAGAAUCUUACAAUGAUUUGCUUACCAGUAUUAAAAGGGCCUUAUCAAUAACAAAUGUCAAGGAGUUUUUCACAUUUUUAAUUGCAUUUGCUAUUGCAAUUGUCACAGGUAGUACAACCUUUGUUAGUUUUCUUGGUAACUUCAUAUUAGCAUUAAUAAGAGAAAUUUCUAUAUUUGUUAAAAACUCCACUCCUAUGUUCUUAGGUAUUUUGGACUUUUUUGGCAAAAUUGUUGGUGGGUUUUAUAUACUUUUAGCAAUGCUGUUUAAGCCUAAUACACCUGUUAAAGUGAGUCGAAGGGCGCUUCCUUAUGAUGGUCAGUUACACAGCUAUCAUCAAUUUAGUGGCAAGGAUUUUGAUUAGUUUUAUAAACAAAAGGUUUAUAUAUUAUUACAUUUUGUAACUGUCAUAGAAACAAUGUAUAUAUCCUAAUCACUGGCUUGGUUGUAACUAAUGCUUAUAUGAGGGGUAAGUAGUGUUUUAGUCCAAUAUCAUUCAGCAUUUUUUAUAUCAUAUUUUUAUGUUGCCUUUUAAACAACAUUCCCGUUUCAUGCAUUUUAUCUUCAUUAUUAGAGUUUCUAUGUCUGUUGUACAAGUGUAAAAUUGUAUUAGUACUUGAAAGGCUGAUUUGGUAUCUUUGUUUUUAUAUUGAUAUUUAUUGCAUAAAUUAAUUAUUUAUAUACUAAAUUUGUAUUGUUUUUAUUAACUGUCUCACCAAUUACAUAGAGUUUUAUCCAGUAUUAUGUAAGACAGAACAAGCAAGCAAUAAAGACUUAACUUUAUGUGCUAUAUAAAAAUCAUGUAAAAGUAUUGUUUACUUACAAAUCAAACAUGGGCAUUUUAAUAACAUGGCUCUAGUGCAGUGUAAUGGCUGGUUUACACUAUGCCUGUACAGUAGGAUGAUUCCAUUGGCCUGGUGUGUAUAGAUCUGUUUUUAAUAUUUAUUGUUAAGUAGAAAAUCAGUAUCCUACCAUAGUAGCAGUGCAACACUGAAUCACGGACAUUUACGUCAUGCCCCCUUUGCCAGAUGUCAUUAUUCCACAGAGUACUUUGUAACAUACUGAAAUAGAGACCAAUCUUCGGCCUAAAAUUGGGUAACACGAAGAAAAGCGCCAUCUGUAU
This is a messenger RNA of Papilio polytes (common Mormon), 1743 nucleotides long. RefSeq lists its product as uncharacterized. NCBI's taxonomy places the organism in Eukaryota, Metazoa, Arthropoda, Insecta, Lepidoptera, Papilionidae. The record is from RefSeq and is a predicted model, not a curated record. The coding region runs from base 91 to 984 and encodes 297 amino acids. The transcript has a single exon.